Molecule: messenger RNA, 2038 nt
Organism: Vitrella brassicaformis
Lineage: Eukaryota; Vitrellaceae
Source: the annotation of a GenBank genome assembly
AUGCGUGUGUCAGGCUUAAUGCAAAUCUUUGUCACGGUCCUGAUCCUCCUCGUCUCCGCUUCUGCACAGGUACGUACACUGCUUGCCUGGUGAGCACCCUCCCAAAGUCUUGUCUGUCUGGACUUAAUUAAGAUAUUCUGGUGGCCCUGGUCAUCCGUCGCCAACAACUGUAACCAAACACAGGAAGAGCCUCGCUUCCGCGUAUGUGUGUUGCUGUGUGCAGUCCUGGAUGUGUUUCUCCUUAUGUGCCUGACUCUAAUCUCCGUGGCCGGAUCCGUCUUCAUCGAGAAAAACACAAAUGAAAAGGUGCCAAGUGUCCCACACAUUGAUACAUCCAAGUGUGAGGGUGGUGCAGUUCUUUUCCGGCGCGAUAAUCUUCAUCCUCUCGCUUUGCUUCUUCAGUGUCGUCCUGGGCGUUGUAAUGAUAUUGCCUUUGUGCACGUCAUUUGUCGCUCCACAAAACGGAGAGGUUCUCUGCGUGUUGUUCCUUUCUUUGCAGAUCAUUCCGUUCGCCUCACAAUUCAGUGAAAAGUUCCAAAAGAACGAGGAGCGGAAGGUCCUUGGACUGGCCUUCGACUUCAGAAUCGUGAGCGAGCCUAACCGCCAGACACGUCAUGCAUCGUUGUGGAUCACAGCAUGUCUCUCCAUGUGUGUGUGUGUGUACCCAGGUGGGGACUGCAGCCUCUCAGAUGACGACCGAGGCAGUGAUGGGUGAGCUCAAUCAGGUGCCCGCAGUCGAUCUGUACAAGCUCCGAUCGUCCAUCAACAUGAUCAAGGUGGGCUGAUCGGCGACACAUACAUUGGCGCAUUCAUGAGUAGUGACUUUGGUGGAGUCUUUUUCUUGGUCGUAGAUGGAGGUGAUCCCUCACAUCAGGUGAGAAAUACGCGACUACGAUCGCUGAAGUGGAGUGGUCUACCUCUACCGCAAGCCGCUCGUUGGUUCGCUGCCGUCAGGUACAUAAGUGCCCUGAGAGGCGUGUUGAGCACUGAAGGUGAGUAGGGACCACUUCGAUGCGGUUGAUCGACUGAUUCCCUGCCUUGUGUGCGUGAAUGUUCUUCUUUAGGCUACCUCGACGAGCGUCUCGACUCCCACGCAUUUGGGAGGGACAUGCCCACAGCAAAGUCAGCAGGCAGCAGAGAGGGCAUGCUGUGUCUCAGUUUGUUCAUAAGAAGCACUGCGAGACCAUGACAUGGAUUCUUGUCCAGGCGCCUCUCCUACCGAAAUACAACAGUGCUGGAGGAGGAUGCUGCCUCGGAGUACGAAGUCGAUCAAGCUGUCGAGCACUUCAGGAUGGUAAGACCGACAGAACAACACACAAUACCUCCAAUGCAGCCCGUCCACGUGUCUCUGCCCUCCUGGCAUGGAUGCAGAAGCGUGCGAUGUCCGAUCCCGAGCUCCACCUUGACGACGGACUCGGAGGGACUGUCGAGCAGGGCACUUCCAUGUCUCCGGUCAUCCAGAAGAAGCGCAGCGUGGAUGACGGAUCCCCUCGCAGCGUCACCUCCAAGCGCCCGUCGGUUGGGCAGAUCCUCGCAGCCAUCAACUCACCGCAGAUGAAUCAAGAGCGGCAAAAGAAAAGGCAUUCUGUAACGAGGAUGUCAAAGCUGAUGUCUCUCGACGACAAGAAGGACCUGGCCAUGGCAUGGGUGAGCAAGAGAGACAGGCGAAAUGGCCCACAUGAUGUCUCACCUUAUUCGUCAGGCCAAGACAGAGCGAAAUGUUGACGAGUGCGGGAAAGAUGAGGUGCCUGACGAUGAUGAGCUUCCAAUCGUUAAGCUGCCGCUGGGUAGGGUUGAAACAUGGAUCGCUUGAUGGUGGCCUCUUGAUCAUGUGCUUUGUGGGGCCCAGGCAACAUCGAGUUCGAUGAAAAGGGGGUCGUUAAAGUUGCUACAGAUAUUCUGCGUGAUCUGACCACAGAGGCAGACUCACCGCGGAUGAGAACUCUCAAGGCAUUCAGGUGCGCGGAAUGUCACGGGAACAGCUGUGCGUGCAUCCGCUGUCUGUGCUACCAGGACGGAAAUGGACCGCGACUUUUGA